Molecule: messenger RNA, 1962 nt
Organism: Aspergillus calidoustus
Lineage: Eukaryota; Fungi; Ascomycota; Eurotiomycetes; Eurotiales; Aspergillaceae
Source: the annotation of a GenBank genome assembly
AUGACACACAUUCCUCUUUUGCAUUCUCAUUCCUCGCCUGAUCUUGACGCCCGUGGUGUGAAAAGCUAUCCGAAGAAGUAUGACAUUGUCAUCGUGGGCGCCGGCCCUGUUGGCAUUCUCCUGUCGCUUUGCAUGUCCCGCUGGGGCUACAAGGUGAAGCACAUCGAUAACCGCCCUGUCCCUACCGCGACUGGUCGCGCCGAUGGCAUCCAGCCCCGCUCAACCGAGAUCCUCCGCAACCUGGGUCUGAAGCGCAAGAUCAUGUCCUAUGACCCAGCCAAGGUCUACGACGUGUCUUUCUGGGAUCCCCGCCCUGACGGAAGCGGUAUCCAGCGUACCGGAAACUGGCCCAGCUGCCCUCGCUUCAUCGACACACGAUACCCCUUCACGACGCUUGUUCACCAGGGUAAGAUCGAGACGGCUUUCCUGGACGAGAUCAAGAAGGCUGGUACAACUGUUGAGAGACCCUGGACGAUCACCGGAUUCAAGAACGAUGGUCUGGACGAGACCUACCCUGUCCAGGUCCAGCUCAAGUGCCUGGAUACCAACGUAAUCGAGACCGUCCGCGCCAAGUACCUGUUCAGUGGUGAGGGUGCGCGUAGUUUCGUCCGCGAACAGCUUGGUAUCCAGAUCCACCACAAGGAUCCCAUCUCCUACGUCUGGGGUGUUAUGGACGGUGUCGUGAGGACAGACUUCCCUGAUAUUCAGACCAAGUGCACUAUCCACUCCGACGCCGGGUCUAUCAUGGUUAUUCCCCGCGAAGACAACAUGGUCCGUCUCUACGUCCAGAUUGCCUCCUCCACAGACCCAGACUUCAACCCGCGAAAGACCGCGACCGCCGAGGAGGUCCAACAAGUUGCGAAGAAGAUUCUGGCGCCAUACUAUUUGGAAUGGGAUCGCGUGGAGUGGUAUUCUGUCUACCCCAUUGGACAGGGUAUCGCCGAGCGCUACACUUUGGACGAGCGCGUCUUCAUGGGAGGCGACGCUUGCCACACCCACAGCCCCAAGGCUGGUCAGGGUAUGAACACUGCGUUCCACGACGCGCUCAACAUGGCCUGGAAGAUUCAUGCGGUUGAAUCCGGAUUGGCCAAGCGCUCCAUCUUGAGCACAUACGAAACCGAGCGCAAGGACAUCGCCGAGACUCUUCUCGACUUUGACAACAAGUACGCUGCUCUCUUCUCCAAGCGCCGCCCUAGCGCCGGUGAAGUCGGCUCCGCCAGCACCGCCGAUACUGCUCGCAGUGUUGAGGAGGACCCCUUCGUGAAGACCUUUAAGGAUUCUUGCGAAUUCACCAGUGGCUACGGUGUUGCCUACAAGCCCAACGUGUUCAACUGGGAUUCCACUCACCCUGCCCAGUCACCUUUGUUCCAGGUUCCUGGCGUGAAGUUGGUUACUGGAAAGGCCUUCACACCAUCCACCGUCACCCGUCUUGCGGACUCCAACUUUGUGCACCUUGAGCAGGAAGUCCCCGCCAACGGCGCGUUCCGCAUCUUCAUUUUCGCCGGUCGCCAGGCAAAGAGCAACCAAGCUCUCGCCGAUUUCGCCGCGAACCUCGAGAAGGAGCGCUCAUUCCUCUCCUCGUACCGCAGAUCCGACAUUGGCCAGGUUUCCCACUUUGAGCGCCAUGCCCCUCACUCCAAGCUGUUCACUCUUUGCCUGAUCUUUGCUGAGAAGAAGAACGAUGUUGAUAUGGCCUCGGUUCCCCAGAUUUUGCGCGACUACCGGUACCACAUCUACUCUGAUGAUAUUCCUGAUGUCAGAGUCCCCACUGCCACGUACGCCGCUCACGAGAAGCUCGGAUUCGACCCUGAGAAGGGUGGUGUUGUCGUUACUCGUCCGGACAGCCACGUUGCUUGCACCGUGCAGCUGACUGAGGGCAGCGGCACCGUCGAUGCUCUCAACGCAUACUUUGGCGCUUUCUCGACGAAGUCGCUGGGCCAGGACCAGCAGAGCCGCCUGUAA